AACAGAAAUUGCUGGAGAAACUCAGCAAUCUGGCAGGAUCUGUGGAGAGAAAGCAGAGCCAACGUUUUGGAUCCGGUGUCCCUUCUUGGUGUAUUCUUUAGAGGUUUCCUCAAAGUGGCUUCAACUACUAAGGACUCCGCUGAAACGAUCGAAAAUUCUCAAAAUGGCGUUGUCCAACUUGGAGCAGGGCAGUUCCGAGUCUUUUAUAACGAAAGCAGUGAGAAUCGCGUGUGUGGUGGCUAUGUACUGGUUUACGUCGAUCACGAUGGUGUUCCUAAACAAAUACUUGUUGGACAGCCCGGAUCUGAAACUGGACGCGCCAUUAUUUGUCACAUUCUUCCAGUGUUUGGUGACAGUGUUACUUUGCUGGCUGCUGAAUGUGCUUAGCGUUUUGUGCCCAAGUGUGGUGGAGUUUCCUUCAAUUGGGUUCGACCCCAAGAUUUCCAGAGGGGUUCUUCCUUUGUCCCUAGUCUUUAUCGGAAUGAUUACUUUCAACAAUCUGUGCCUCAAGUACGUCGGAGUGGCGUUCUACAAUGUUGGGCGUUCCUUGACUACCGUGUUCAACGUCCUGCUGUCCUAUGUGAUACUCAAACAAACUACAUCACUCAGAGCCAUAUUGUGUUGUGGGGUCAUUAUAGGUGGUUUUUGCCUGGGAUUAAAUCAGGAAGGUGCAACAGGCAGUCUGUCCUGGGCCGGAGUAAUGUUUGGUGUGAUUGCCAGUUUGUGUGUGUCCCUGAAUGCCAUAUACACAAAGAAGGUUUUGCCAGCUGUAGAUGGCAGCAUCUGGAAAUUAACCUACUACAACAAUGUCAACGCCUGUAUACUCUUUAUUCCAUUAAUUACAAUCACUGGGGAACUGAAAACAUUGUACCUCUUUGACAAAAUGAGCAGCACUAGUUUUUGGGGUGUAAUGACUUUGGGAGGUAUGUUUGGUUUUGCUAUUGGAUAUGUUACAGGGCUGCAGAUUAAAUUCACCAGUCCCUUGACACACAAUGUCUCUGGUACUGCCAAAGCGUGUGCACAAACUGUUCUGGCAGUGUUUUACUAUGAAGAACUAAAGACCUUUCUCUGGUGGACUAGUAACAUACUGGUCCUUUUUGGAUCCUUUGCAUACACCUGGGUAAAGGGAUUAGAGAUGAAGAAAGUGCAAGAUGAAACAGCAAACAGAAAUCGUGAGAAGAAUGAAACUGGAGUCUAAAAUAUGGGUAUUCAGUUAGACUUUGUCUGCAGUGGAAGCUUGAUUGUAUGCCAUGAUGGAGGAGAGUCUGGGUGGUCAGAGAAUGGAAAGUGGCAAACAUUCAAAUUUGCACAACUGUCACCUUUUGGAGCACUCCUUCGUCAAUCAAUAUGAGCUGACCUCUUCUCAUCUAAGUUUUCCUCUCUACUGCCAAUGACCAGAAGUAGACACUAACACAUCAUGUGCUCCAUGGGACAAUCACUGCAGCGUCCACAGUGCCAAUAUUAAUAAAGUUGGUUUAUUUAAGAGCA
Rhincodon typus (whale shark) is the source of this 1488-nucleotide messenger RNA. RefSeq names its product solute carrier family 35 member C1 (gene slc35c1). Bases 164 to 1198 code for a protein of 344 amino acids. Gene Ontology annotation, molecular function: antiporter activity. Gene Ontology annotation, cellular component: Golgi apparatus. The transcript has 3 exons. Gene Ontology annotation, biological process: protein O-linked glycosylation via fucose; GDP-fucose import into Golgi lumen. NCBI's taxonomy places the organism in Eukaryota, Metazoa, Chordata, Chondrichthyes, Orectolobiformes, Rhincodontidae. The record is from RefSeq and is a predicted model, not a curated record.